CGUGGUUUCAUCAACGUCUCCACCACUUCGUCUGGCGCCCGUCUUCAACCCAGCUCAGAUUACCGUAACCGCGGACGAAAACGAGUCCGACAUCGAAAUUGCAAAGGUACACGCUUCCUAUCCUGAUGGAGGCACAGGAACCAUUUCUUAUGUACUGCAAAAGGGUGAUCCUACAUUAUUCGCUGUAUCUUCGUAUUCUGGCUCAGUGACAUUGCUUCGUCCACUAGAUGCUGAGGUCGACACGUCCUACAUGCUGCAGAUAUCUACAGCUGAGGCAGCAGGGUUGGCAGUCGAUCCAACAAUGGCACACUUCGUCUCGAUAACAGUGCACGUGGGAGAUGUGAACGACUGGAUUCCCAACUUUGAGAGUCCCAAUUACAACUUUGUUGUUCAAGAAGAUACCAUGCCGGGAACGAUCAUUGGUCAAGUAACCGCGUUUGAUCAGGACAAGGAGGAUCCGAACAAUCGAAUACGAUAUCGUUUGGUGAGCGCUGGCGGCCUGGAGAAUUAUUUCAAUGUGAAUGGAGACACUGGACUCAUCACUCUUGCACUUCAAGUGGACGCAUUUGCUGGAGAAAAGAUUACGCAAUAG
Cooperia oncophora is the source of this 592-nucleotide messenger RNA. Lineage: Eukaryota; Metazoa; Nematoda; Chromadorea; Rhabditida; Trichostrongylidae. The record is from the annotation of a GenBank genome assembly.